AUGCCUCAAUUUCCAAAGGUUAUGCGAAAAUACAAAUGCAAUGCAACAUAUCGAGAAUGUCCAAGGUUAUCUCCUAACAAUCACCCCCAGCAGAUUUUAAACAGAAUAUCGCUUGUUCACCCAGCAGCGAAUGGUGGAGCCUUUCAAAUUGAUAACUGGGACUUUGUCUCCAGGACCAUCGACAUUAUCGAAUGUUUUCCUGUCAUCGAUUUCCAUGAUUGUUUUCUUCGUUUUUCCGUCUUCGAUUCUGCAAUGAGCGCCCGCGAUAAUUCUGGUCAUUUGCAUACUUGUGGCCCUAACGGUGCCGUCAUAGAAGACGGGUUUUUUUUGGAAGAGGUCGAUAACAUUUUUCGGUUUGUUAUCAAGUCUGAUUCGAACGGAACCCCAGGCACCGGUUCUGUCGUUUAUCAGCUGAACCGUAACAUGGUCACCACUGCGACCAGAUCCAGCGGGGAGCGCGGAUAUGAACGUGGUAAGGAUGCUGAGGAUAAUGACAAAUGA
Molecule: messenger RNA, 501 nt
Organism: Paracoccidioides lutzii Pb01
Exons: 1
Coding region: 1-501 (166 amino acids)
Source: RefSeq, a predicted model, not a curated record